Kwoniella mangroviensis CBS 8507 is the source of this 360-nucleotide messenger RNA. RefSeq lists its product as uncharacterized. The record is from RefSeq and is a predicted model, not a curated record. The transcript has a single exon. Bases 1 to 360 code for a protein of 119 amino acids. NCBI's taxonomy places the organism in Eukaryota, Fungi, Basidiomycota, Tremellomycetes, Tremellales, Cryptococcaceae.
AUGGACACAGAUGAGAUAUCACCUACGUACGAUCCCAUCAUUCGUACUUCUAGAACGUCCGUUGACAAUGACAUAUCUUCCAAACACCCUCAAGAAUCUAAUCAAAAAAAGACCAAGUCCGCUUCGACCAGUAACAUUACCACGAGCAAACUCAUUUUCAGUGGAACUCGAAGUGCAAGUGGUAUUUCCAAACCUUCAUCUCACAAGAAUUAUCAAGCUUUAUCUCGCCUUUCUAACGGAUUUAGGCCCAGGUACUUCACCAAAUCACAAGAUCUCUCAUUUUUGGUCGAGGGGAACGAUCAUGUUGGAGAGGUGGUCAAACCAGCUGCGAGAGAUGAGGAGGACAUGAUGGAAUUAUGA